UUCGUUUAACCUUUGUGCAAUGCCUGGGUCAGUUGCGGCUUUGAAGAAGGAGAAUAACAUACUUAAAGCGCAACUAUCGUCAAUGUCGGACGAGGUAGCUAGAUUGAAGGAGUUGAUACAGCGACAUAGCGACAGAAGCGAAGAAGUUCUGCCCAGCGAAGAAGGUGCCCAAUGUGUAGAGUUCUUGAGCAAGAAAUACGACGACUUCCAUCUCUUUAGCGGCAUGGCCAAAGACGAACUCCAGCGACUAAGCACCAAACUCGAAGAGCUGAAAGCCAAGGUAGAUAUUAUUGGAAAUGCUAUUGACGAAAUUCAAGAACAUAGUUUCCAGUAUAAUGUAAAAAUUGUGGGAGUGCCUGAGAGGCUGCAAGAUGAAUCCGCAGCCUCGAUAAGCAAGCUUUGCCUAAACAUUUUUAAAGAAACGGGAGCUGAUCUAUCGAUGUAUGACAUCGACACCGCCCAUCGUGUUCCCAGCAGGAAUAACAAUGGAAAGCCAAAGCCGAUAGUUUGUAGAUUUGUCAGGCGUUUAGCCAAAGAAAGCGUCAUGAAUCAUCGUAAAGAUGCAUGCAAAUUGGACCCGGCUUCCGUUGGACUCCCUGAGGAUGCCUCGUUAAGCGCGGUUAGA
Stylophora pistillata is the source of this 625-nucleotide messenger RNA. RefSeq lists its product as uncharacterized. The record is from RefSeq and is a predicted model, not a curated record. NCBI's taxonomy places the organism in Eukaryota, Metazoa, Cnidaria, Anthozoa, Scleractinia, Pocilloporidae.